GAACGAGCGAACGCGAUCUGAACGAAGAAACAAAAACAAUAACAGCGACGCAACGUUUGUGUUGGCGAGGCCUUAAAACGUCUGCUCCGCUGGGCUUUUUUCCCUCCAGUUAUGCAGUCCUGAGCAGUUUCAGAGACUCUCCAUCAAAAUGUACAACGGAAUCGGGCUGCAGACAGCCCGGGGGUCGGGUACAAAUGGAUAUGUACAGAGAAAUAUGGCUCUGAUCCGCAACACAAAGAACAAGAUUGACUUUCGGACAGAAGAGGAGCUGCAGAAGCUAGAGGAUCAGAGGACCCGCGGUCCAAAUGCAGAGAUACGAGAACAUGCCCGCAAGAGAGCUCUGGAACUGAAAUGUGCCGAGAUGGAGGAUGUGAUGAGGGAGCAGGGGUACAGCGAGAGUGAGGUGGAGCAGAAGGUGGGUCAGUUCCGCGCCAUGCUGAUGGAGCGAGACAAGGCGGCAUCCCGCACGAACGACAUACCAAGGGACCAGUACGGCAGACCCAAGUGUUCUAUGCAGGGGCUCGGGGCGUGA
Penaeus indicus is the source of this 532-nucleotide messenger RNA. Its product is annotated as SRRM2 protein homolog rsr-2-like. Lineage: Eukaryota; Metazoa; Arthropoda; Malacostraca; Decapoda; Penaeidae. The transcript has 5 exons. The record is from RefSeq and is a predicted model, not a curated record. Bases 149 to 532 code for a protein of 127 amino acids. Gene Ontology annotation, cellular component: nucleus.